Molecule: messenger RNA, 488 nt
Organism: Euleptes europaea (tarantolino)
Lineage: Eukaryota; Metazoa; Chordata; Lepidosauria; Squamata; Sphaerodactylidae
Gene: NRN1
Product: neuritin 1
Exons: 3
Coding region: 51-488 (145 amino acids)
Biological process (GO): neuron projection extension; nervous system development
Cellular component (GO): plasma membrane
Source: RefSeq, a predicted model, not a curated record
CAGAGAGACAGAGAGCCCCGCACCUCGCAAAUGGUUGUAUUAACUAUAGGAUGGGACUUAAGUUGAACGGCAGAUACAUUUAUCUGGUCCUUGCUGUGCAGCUAGCCUACCUGCUGCAGGCAGUCCGAGCGGCGGGCAAGUGCGAUGCGGUCUUUAAGGGCUUCUCGAAUUGUGUGCUCAAGAUGGGCAAUAACAUUGCCGGCUAUCAGCAGGAACUGGACGACAAGAGAAAUCUCGAAACAAUCUGCAAGUACUGGGACGACUUCCACGCCUGCACCCUCACCGCCCUCACGGAUUGCCAGGAAGGGGUGACGGACGUCUGGGAGAAGCUGAAAGAGAAGUCCAAAAAGCUCGACUACGAGGGCAACCUCUUCGUCCUGUGCGGCAAAUCCAACGGGGCCGCCCCGUCGGCGCCGGCGGCUUCCGCCUGCCGGUUGCUGCUGCUCUUGGCGCUCUCGGCCGCCCUGGCCACCUGGCUCUCCUUCUAG